This is a messenger RNA of Soboliphyme baturini, 714 nucleotides long. The record is from the annotation of a GenBank genome assembly. NCBI's taxonomy places the organism in Eukaryota, Metazoa, Nematoda, Enoplea, Dioctophymatida, Soboliphymatidae.
AUGGUUGUCUACGGGAGAGAAAACGCAAGGUUGGUUAAACGAGAGUCGAACGCCGAGAGAAUAAGGGCUCGAAGACAGUUUGGAAUACUUGGCAAUGAGCUCCGGCGUGAUGACAGGAGAUUAGACCGACAGCUGAUGCGCGACCAGAGAAGAAUGGACCGCCAGUUGUUCGACGCCGAAAGACGUGACAUGCGCUGGAUGAUGCCGUUCGGUGGCUUCGGCGGUUUCGGAGAAAAAACCAGAGUUAGUUUUCUGUGCACAAGAGAGACCGGCAGAGUCGGUUACCGAAAGGUAAUGGAUAGUUGGAAACCAUUGCUGGCUGCGUUUAUUUUAGUCAGCGUCGUUUUCGGCGAAGAUAGCUUCGAUCCCGAUGUUAAUGGGAUCCCAAGGGUACGCCGCCACUUUCGAGAUCGGCUGGAUCGCGAACUGAUGCGCGAUGAACGAAUAUUCGAUCGACAGCUUUUCGAUGACCGUCGUCGGUUGGAUCGACAACUGCUUCGUGCUGACCGAUUCGGAGGUCUCGGAGGUUAUGGACGAUACGGAGGGUACGGAAUGAACGGCCUUGGUAGAUACGGAGGCUAUGGCGGAUAUGGCGAUUACGGAGGAUACGGCGGUUAUGGAGGCUACGGUCUUCGCGGUGGCGGAUUCGGUGGCCUGCGUGCGCUGGGUGGCAUUGCUAAUCUGGCACGCGGCCUGAUGGGUUUGAUAGGAUAA